AUAGGCAAAUCUUGAACACCACUUAACUCAACAUCUCUCACAACCAGAUAAAAACCCUAGCUCUUCAAUCCCCUCCAAAUCCUGAACCCCACUCAACUCAACAUCUCCCACAACCAGAUAAUCCCCUAGCUCUUCAAUCCACUCCUCCAAUACCCGCCCGACCCGUGUCAAACAAAUCAACUCGCAUGGACCAGAAAGAAAAUGGAAACUUCUGAUACACACCUUCCCUUCGCCAUCUAAGCUUCCAUGCACGUUACGGCAGCAAAAUCCUAAUUAUCUUCUCGACGAGAAAGCUUCAUUUCGGUUCAUAAUGAAAGCUGAAUUGCGGGGAAACACGACGGCGUCGAUUUAUCUGCAAAACCUCAAUCUCUUCAACACCCAGCAGAGUUCGCUUUCCGGCGCGCUCAAAGGGUGCCUCGGAACCCUGGACGCGGCAUGUAUAGAGAAGCUACUGCUUCACUGCGCGAGCGCGCUCGAGCGGAAUGACGUCACUUUGGCCCAACAGGUCAUGUGGGUUCUCAACAACGUGGCUUCUUCCACAGGUGACCCUAAUCAAAGACUUACUUCGUGGUUCUUGAAAGCCUUGAUCUCUAGAGCGUCUAGGUUAUGCCCGACGGCUGUCAAUUUCAACGGCAACGGGAUUGUUGAGAGGAGAUUGAUGAGCGUGACCGAGCUAGCAGUGUACGUCGAUCUCAUCCCUUGGCAUAGGUUCGGAUUUUGCGCGUCCAACAGCGCGAUCUAUAGGGCGAUUCAAGGGCAUUCGAGGGUUCACAUCUUAGAUUUUAGCAUCACUCAUUGUAUGCAGUGGCCUACGCUCAUUGACGCCUUGGCUAAGAGGCCCGAAGGCCCUCCAUCGCUAAAGAUCACGGUGCCGUCUUGUGGGCCACCGGUCCCUCCCCUGCUUAAUGUACCAAGCGAGGAGAUUGGUCUUCGUUUAGGUAAUUUUGCGAAGUUUAAGGAUGUGCCAUUCGAAUUCAUCGUGUUGGAUGACUCACCCAAUGCAUCUGAAUCGGCUAAUACUUUUCAUUUCGAAUCAGUCCUGAGUCAAUUGAGCUCGUUAGAUCUGAAUCUCGCGGAUGAUGAGGCUUUGGUCAUCAAUUGCCAAAAUUGGGUAAGAUACUUGUGUGAUGAGCCAAAUGGGGGUGAUUAUCAAGAUGCCUCUUUGAGAGAUGUUUUCUUGGACAUCAUAAAAGGGCUUGACCCUAAUAUAGUGGUUGUGGUUGAUGAGGAUGUUGAUUUGAGUGAGCCAAGUCUGGCCUCAAGAAUCACAACUUGCUUCAAUUAUUUGUGGAUCCCGUUCGACGCGUUGGAGACUUUCUUGCCCAAGGAUAGUUGCCAGAGGCUGGAGUACGAAUCGGACAUCGGCCAUAAGAUCGAGAACAUCAUGGGAUUCGAAGGGUUCCAAAGGGUAGAGAGGUUAGAGUCGGGCAGUAAAUUAGUGCAAAGGAUGAAGAAUGCCGGGUUCUUGAGCCUGCCCUUCUGCGAAGGGACCAUAAGCGAGGUCAAGUCCUUGCUCGAUGAGCAUGCCAGUGGCUGGGGGAUGAAGAGAGAAGAGGAUACGUUGGUGCUCACUUGGAAAGGGCACAACUCGGUCUUCGCCACGGCUUGGGUCCCCGGCAACGGAUACGAGAAUUGAAAUGGGGGGAGUCAAUGCGGAGUCAUUCCUUGCACAAGACCCGAGCUGAUCAGUCGGACUGUGUGCAAGCGCCUGAAUCAACCGACGCAGUCCGUGGAACGGAGACAAGACAACUCUUUGGGAUCGCUCUGGACAAGAAUUUCGUCUCAUGUGAAACUCGAGCCUUAUCUUAAGAUGGCCAUAUAGGUGGCUUGUACGAACUGCCACAUGAUGGCUGUUCUUUCCUCGGUGGUCCAUGAGGUGCAUGUAGAGACAAAAUGGCGCUUCGUGCUUUUCAUGUUUGUCAAAAACAAAAAUGCUGCACAAAAAGGGCGUUUGGACAGAAGGAGGAAAACGGCAACAGAGUUUUGAGAAUAAGAUCGUGCCGCUCUCGCUGUGUUCGAGCUCUCCUUAAAGUGUGAUUCACAUGAAAGUGAAGAGAGAGAGAGAGAGAGAGAGAUGCGUUGUUUUGUCUCUGUACAAUGGACAAAAUCUCUUGGAACAUAGUUUUAGAUUUGAAGACUCCUGUGCAGAAUAUUUCUAUAGAAUAUGUUUUCUAGCUA
Molecule: messenger RNA, 2178 nt
Organism: Syzygium oleosum
Lineage: Eukaryota; Viridiplantae; Streptophyta; Magnoliopsida; Myrtales; Myrtaceae
Product: scarecrow-like protein 32
Exons: 1
Coding region: 311-1636 (441 amino acids)
Biological process (GO): regulation of DNA-templated transcription
Cellular component (GO): nucleus
Molecular function (GO): sequence-specific DNA binding; DNA-binding transcription factor activity
Source: RefSeq, a predicted model, not a curated record